Fukomys damarensis (Damara mole-rat) is the source of this 4283-nucleotide messenger RNA. RefSeq names its product PHD finger protein 20 (gene Phf20). Gene Ontology annotation, biological process: regulation of transcription by RNA polymerase II. The record is from RefSeq and is a predicted model, not a curated record. The transcript has 18 exons. NCBI's taxonomy places the organism in Eukaryota, Metazoa, Chordata, Mammalia, Rodentia, Bathyergidae. Gene Ontology annotation, cellular component: NSL complex; MLL1 complex. The coding region runs from base 54 to 3080 and encodes 1008 amino acids.
GGCAGACUCCAAGGCAUUUAGGAGAAUAAAGGCAGCCCCGUUGAUGACUGAAAAUGACAAAGCAUCCACCUAACAGAAGAGGAAUCAGCUUUGAAGUGGGAGCCCAGUUGGAAGCCCGGGACCGUUUAAAAAACUGGUAUCCAGCUCACAUAGAAGACAUUGACUACGAAGAAGGAAAAGUACUCAUCCAUUUCAAGCGUUGGAACCAUCGUUAUGAUGAAUGGUUUUGCUGGGACAGUCCUUAUUUACGCCCCUUAGAGAAAAUACAGCUGAGGAAAGAGGGUUUACAUGAAGAGGAUGGAUCUUCUGAAUUUCAGAUAAACGAGCAGGUCCUUGCUUGCUGGUCUGAUUGUCGUUUUUACCCAGCCAAAGUCACUGCUGUUAACAAGGAUGGUACUUACACUGUGAAAUUUUAUGAUGGAGUAGUUCAGACUGUCAAACAUAUUCAUGUCAAAGCUUUUUCCAAAGAUCAGAAUAUUGUGGGUAAUGCUAGGCCUAAAGAAACAGAUCACAAAAGUCUUUCAUCAUCUCCUGAUAAACGAGAGAAGUUUAAAGAGCAGAGAAAAGCCACAGUCAAUGUGAAGAAAGACAAAGAGGAUAAAACCUUAAAGACAGAAAAGCGACCCAAGCAGCCUGACAAAGAAGGAAAGUUAAUCUGUUCUGAAAAAGGAAAGGUGUCCGAGAAAAACCUUCCCAAGAACGAGAAGGAAGAUAAGGAGAACAUUUCAGAGAAUGACAGGGAGUACUCUGGAGACACCCAGGUGGACAAGAAACCUGAAAAUGACAUUGUGAAGAGUCCACAAGAGAACUUGAGGGAGCCAAAAAGAAAACGAGGCAGACCCCCUUCCAUAGCUCCUACUGCUGUGGAUUCAAACUCUCAAACUUUACAACCAAUAACAUUAGAACUGAGAAGACGGAAAAUAUCAAAAGGAAGUGACGUCCCAUUAAAACGUCCUCGACUUGACAAAAAUUCAUCCCAGGAGAAGUCAAAAAACUGCUCUGAAAAAGACUUAUCCAGGAGACGGUCUUCCAGGCUAUCCACUAAUGGGACCCAUGAGGUUCUAGAUCCUAACUUGGUUGUACCAGAUUUGGUUGAUAGAGUUGAUGCGAGUCCUCUGCAAGAUACAUCAGCUAGUACGAAGGAAUCUGAAGAAGGUCAGUUGAAAUCUGCCUUAGAAGCUGGCCAAGUCUCAUCUGUGCUAACUUGCCACUCCUUUGGGGAUGGAUUAGGGGCUGCAGGCUUGGAAUUGAACUGCAAAUCAAUGGGAGAAAACACUAUGAAAACAGAACCGGCAUCUCCUCUUGCUGAAUUAAAAGAGAUAUCGGCUGUAGAAGUACCAGAUACUUUUACAAAAACAGAUGAUUUUGUGACAUCUAAUGCGCCAGCUGUUGACCUGGACCACAAGUUUAGAUGCAAGGUUGUGGACUGUUUAAAAUUUUUCCGCAAAGCUAAACUGCUGCACUAUCACAUGAAAUACUUCCAUGGGAUGGAGAAGUCACCAGAGCCAGAAGAAAGCCCAGGGAAGAGGCAUGUCCAAACGAGGGGCUCUUCAGCUUCUGACAAGGCUGGCCAGGAGAGCUUGUCUAGGAAGCGGGCCUCUGCAAGUUCUCCGACUGCAAAAGACAAGGAGAAGAAUAAAGAGAAAAAGUUCAAAGAAUUUGUGAGAAUGAAACCAAAGAAGAAGAAGAAAAAGAAAAAGAAAACCAAACCUGAAUGCCCCUGCAGUGAAGAGAUCAGUGACACUUCCCAGGAGCCAUCACCACCCAAGGCAUUUGGUGUGACCAGGUGUGGGCCUUCACAAAAGCCUAUAGUCCAUAUGAGCCCACAGCUCCAUGGCACAGAAUCUGCCAACCACAAAGGGAAAUUGAAAGCAUCUGAGGAGGAUAAUUUGAGUGAGUCCUCUUCUGAGAGCUUUCUUUGGAGUGAUGAGGAGUAUGGUCAGGAUGUCGAUGUGACCACUAACCCAGAUGAGGAAAUUGAUGGGGAUGAUCGCUAUGAUUUUGAGGUGGUCCGCUGCAUCUGUGAAGUCCAGGAGGAAAAUGAUUUUAUGAUUCAGUGUGAAGAGUGCCAGUGCUGGCAGCAUGGGGUCUGUAUGGGAUUACUGGAAGAAAAUGUACCUGAGAAAUACACCUGUUACGUUUGCCAGGACCCUCCAGGUCAAAGGCCUGGCUUUAAGUACUGGUAUGACAAGGAGUGGUUGAGCAGAGGACAUAUGCAUGGCCUGGCAUUUUUGGAAGAGAACUACUCUCAUCAGAAUGCUAAGAAGAUUGUGGCCACCCACCAGCUUCUUGGGGAUGUGCAGAGAGUGAUCGAGGUUCUGCAUGGCCUCCAGCUCAAAAUGAGCAUCUUGCAAAGCAGGGAGCAUCCUGAUCUGCAACUGUGGUGCCAGCCUUGGAAACAGCACUCAGGGGAAGGGAGAGCUCAUUCCAGGCACAUCCAUGUGAUGGACACCAGGAACAAGGAAGAAGCCCCCAGCUAUAGAACUUUGAAUGGGGCAGUGGAAAAGCCCCUACCCCUACACCGGUCUGUGGAAGAGUCCUAUAUCACUAGUGAGCACUGCUACCAGAAGCCCCGUGCCUAUUACCCUGCUGUGGAACAGAAGUUGGUGGUGGAGACGCGCAGCUCUGCACUUGAUGAUGCAGUCAACUCACUCCGUGAGAAUGGUGAUGAUUCCUUCUCCCCUCGCCUGGGCUGGCCUCUGGAUCAAGACAGGAACAGAGGGGACAGCGACCCCAAACCCAGCCCCCCUAAAGUGAGGGACUAUGUUUCCAAAAAGGUCCUACCAGAGGAAGCCCCUGCUCGGAAGCUGCUGGACAGAGGUGGAGAGGGGUUGAUGAGCUCCCAGCAUCAGUGGCAGUUUAACCUGCUGACACAUGUGGAAUCUCUUCAGGAUGAAGUCACGCAUAGGAUGGACUCCAUUGAGAAAGAACUGGAUGUGCUGGAGAGCUGGCUGGACUACACUGGGGAGCUGGAGCCCCCAGAGCCACUGGCCAGGCUUCCACAGCUGAAGCAUUGCAUCAAGCAGUUGCUGAUGGACCUGGGCAAGGUGCAGCAGAUUGCGCUCUGCUGCUCCACAUGAAACUGGGCACUCAAGACUAAUGGGGGCACAAUCCUAGGGUACCUGCAGGAAGAGCGUCACAUAUUUAAAUAAACCUAGCAUGCUGAAUGCACGUGAUACCGACUGACUUCAGGGAUCUGGCCAAGAGUGUGAUGAACAGUGGACAAAGAGGCCAUUUUGGCUGCUGGAAGGCAGGACACUCUCAUCUGGAAGCCUACCAAGAAGGUAGCAAAUAGACUCUUGGGAUUCGCUUCUUCUGUGCAUAUCACUGAAUGAAGAGAGUCUUUUUGCACAAACUUCACUUGAAAUUGUGCCACUGAUGAUGACAAAUGGAAUGAGAGCCAAAAAAGUUGAGUUGGAAACAGUUGUAAAUUCAGUCUUCAGUUUAUUUAAUUGACUUUGCUGUCAGGUUGGGGGUACAUGCCAACCUUUCUUGUUUUGCCUGGCGUGGAGAUUAGGCAGCAGGCACCAUUUUCAUUUUCCAGCUUCAUGGGAAUGUUGGGACUUUUCCAUGCUGUGGAUGUUGGGAAGGAGCAGAGGCCUCAACUGUCCUGCCUUCUCUUAGGACUCUUCACUUUUUUCACCACAUCUCUUGCAUGACUUCAUGGUACCAGGGACGAGUUUUGUAUGCUUUUCACCCCAGAGUUGACUGGGUUGUGGCUUUUGUCAUAGAGACUGCACAGCCAGUGGAGGAACUAGAACCUUAUGGUAAUAAGCAUCUAGGAGAAAUUCCAAAUGGAAGUAGGCAGGGUCUGGAACCCAAAGGACAGCAUUUUUUACCCACUUCUUAAUGUUGACAGCUUCCCAGUUCUAUUUAAAGUCUGAAAAAAGUGUUUCCCAAAAUUUUGAACUCUUUCACUAUAAAGAUUUAUUGCAAAGAAUGUGGUUUGGGGAGUUACCUUGUUUUAUAUUGUCAAACUUCAGAUUCUUUGUGUGCCGCUUUUCUUUUCCUGAAGGGUAUGUCCACUAGUUGUCAUUUUCAGAAUUGUUAACAUAACACUUUGAAGUUCCUAUUUGUAUGACUUUGUGAGAUCAAGGUGAUUAUGCUGCUUAAGAUUCAGGUACAACCUAUUUGUACCUUUUGAGACAUUUGUGUUAUUUUUGCAGGUUACGGUUCCAUGUAUAAUUGCUACAUUUUGUUUUUCCUUACUAUACAAAUUUAAAGAAAAUGUCCCAUGCUUUGAAGAGUGACCAUUUCAUGUUUUCAUAUCACUAAAGGCAAAA